UCCAGAAAAAUAAACAAUUAUUGUGUUCAUAUAAAAUUAAACGUGUUUUUAAGAUGGGAAAAUCUGGCGAUGCGAAAUCUACGCGGAAACCAUACGAGGAGAUUGGUGCGAUGUUUAAUGGAAACGAGGUUAAAAUAAGAAUACCUAAGAGCACUUCAAAACCACCAAAGCUAACUCCUUCUCAGCUAAAGCUACAAAAUCUAUGUACCUGUGACGACGACCGCUCUGUCUGCUCAGAGACCUGUGGCUUUCCAGGUGAAGACGAUGGCGCGCCCGCUAAUAGAAUGAACUUUCAGAUACCCGAUGAUAUUUGCGAGGCGCUCACAAACAGGAAUCCACUCAAUUCAGAGUUAAUAUAUAGCAAGGCGGAAGCACACGAUAACCUGUGUACUACAUGUAACGUGACGCCUAAAAACGCUCCAAAGGGUGUAGAGGCGCAAAAGGUGCUCCAUCCGGACAAAGAUGUGUUUUUGCUAAAGAUCGGUAAACAGACGGAUGAGCCCAAUCGAACGGGAAACAUUGAGGUAGAGCUAGUGACUCCACGGGCCCCUGCAAAAGCUAAACCCGCGACACAUUCCUGCAAGCAAAUCCAAUGCGAAGAGGAAAAUUUGCCAUGCUGCUUGCCAUGUAGGAAUUGUCGAGCAGUUUAUACCAAGAAGAAAAAGGGAAGGCAACCGAAAUGCUGUCUGUAAACAUGAAAUCAAAGCAAUGCAAAUCGUAUAGUAUUUGGUGACAUAUCAAAAAUUUACUUCCUUGUCUUUUCCUCUUAAUAAUAUUAAAAGUUUAAAAAUAUA
Messenger RNA from Pararge aegeria (speckled wood butterfly), 794 nucleotides. RefSeq lists its product as uncharacterized. Lineage: Eukaryota; Metazoa; Arthropoda; Insecta; Lepidoptera; Nymphalidae. The record is from RefSeq and is a predicted model, not a curated record. Bases 54 to 692 code for a protein of 212 amino acids. The transcript has 4 exons.